UUUCUUGGCUUCCCACGCUUUUUCGACAUCUUUGACCCCAACCAAGAAACGAACCUUCGUUCUACCAAUAAACUGAAAAAGCAAGCUAAAACACAACUACAGCUCCUUCUUCGUUAUCUUCUGCAAAUCCUUAUUCCUUACCAUUUAUUUAUAUAUGCAUACACACACACACAUACAUACUCAUGCACGAGAAGUGGAAAGUUAUCUCUCACGGAAGCGAUUUCUUCUUUCUCAGUAUAGGUAUUAGAUUCAUGGAUAGAGGCAUUGUAAUUGACCAUACCCAGUAAGAGCAAUACCAAGUAUUUUCCCAAAAGGGUCGUCAAACCAUGGUUCUUGGCAUAAGAUCAAAGAACCGGAAAAGUGUUCAAGUCCAAGCUGAUUACCUCAUCCAUGUCCAGGAGAUUAAGCCAUGGCCCUUGUCUCUGUCUCUGAAAUCGAUUCAAUCCGUGAUGCUUCAUUGGGAAAAUGGUGAUCAGGCUUCUGGGUCCUUCUCUUGUGCAGUUGGAGAUGGGAAGAUUGAGUUCAAUGAGUCUUUCAGGCUUCCAGUCUUGCUAUGUAAGGAAGCAUCAAGGAAAGGCCAGGCCCAUGACAGUUACCAGAAGAAUAACUUAGAAUUUUUCUUGUUUGAAUCUCGGAAGGACAAGGCAAUGAAAGGUCAACUCUUGGGAUCGGCUAUAAUAAAUCUUGCAGAUUGUGGAGUUAUCAGGGAAACCACAAUUUUAAGCACUCCAGUAAACUGCAAGAAGAGUUUUAAAAACUCGGGUCAACCACUCCUUUAUGUUAAUAUUCAACCAUUUGGUGAUAAUAGCUCCAGCUCUUCACCAAAAAGCAGCUUGUCAAAAGAAGCUUCGAUAGAAAUUGCUGAAAGUGACUCAAUGGUUGAAGAGAAUGAUGAAGAAGCUGAGAUAGCCUCUUUUACCGACGAAGACGAUGAUGAUGCUUCUUUACACUCAUCUCAUACUUUAAACUCCUCUGGUGUUGAGAGAACAGUCAGUUCAACAACAUAUAGUGUAAAGAUUCAGCCAGAAAUGUUGAAGGAUAAUGUUGAAAGGAAUUUAGGUGAGGGGGCUUCAAGAGCUGAGUCUGCAAGCUUAGUGUCAAGUAAUCUAGCUAAAAACUUCAACCCCCCAAAAAAAAAUUCUUCUACUUUGUCAUCAAUAGGCUACUCCUCCAAUGUCAGCGACUCUAUAAACGAUGGUGAUGCUUUUCCCUACAUUCCACAGGAUAGAUCUUCAAUGCCAGUUCUGAAAAAAUCUGUAACUCAUGGUGUGAGGCCUUCUUCUUCCUCUUCCAUAAAGUCUGAUAAUAGAAGGGCUGUUGACAGCAGAGGCCAAGCACCAGAAGAUUCUCAAGAGGCUACAAGAGACAAUGUUGUUGCUAACCUUAAAAGUAAAGUUGGAUCAUCAAGUAUGUAUAUUAAGGAGGCAAUGAAAGGAAACUAUACUGAUUCUCAAGCCACUCAGGAGGGUGACAGAAAAGUUUGGGGACAUACGAAAAAUGGCCAAGAGGAGACUACACCUGCAGAUUCUCUUCUUCGUUCUUCAGGGAACAAUGGAAACAAAGAGCACACGGAAGAACAUGGACGGAAAGAUUAUGUCUUUAAGGUGAAAGAACAUUCUUUUGAUGUCAAACAAAUUUCUAGGUUCUCAGAGGAUGUUAGUACAGUUGAUUCUUCUACAACCAGCAGUAGAGAUAUCGGAGUCCCUCAUAAUACUGUUAAAAAUAAUAAAUUAAAGCAUGUUAAGUCUGUGCAGUUACCUUAUGACACAGAUAAGAACAACAGAUCGUUAGAAAAUACUGAUUUUAUUGAAAAGCCAAACAGAACCGAAAUAAUCAAAGGUGCUCAAGAUAGUAGGAUGACUAAUGCUACAAGUGUAGAAAAAGAAGCUUCAAAUGGCUUUUCUGAUAACAAAGCUGAACUAGAGUCCCAAAUUAAUAUGCUCAAGGAAGAGUUAAGGGAAGCCGCAGCAGUUGAGGUUGGUCUUUAUUCAGUUGCCGCGGAGCAUGGAAGCUCGACAAAUAAAAUACAUGCACCUGCUCGGCGACUUUCUAGAUUCUAUCUUCAUGCUUGCAAAGCGGGUUUACAGGGUAGGAAGGAAAAUGCAGCUAGAGCUGCUAUUUCUGGAUUUAUUUUGGUUUCUAAAGCAUGUGGAAAUGAUGUUCCAAGGCUUACUUUUUGGUUAUCAAAUUCAAUCGUUUUAAGAGCUAUUGUAAGCCAGACUGUAGUAAAAGUACAACAUUCUGGUGGACCUUGCAUUAGUAGUAAUGGUGGUGGAAAGAGCUCAGUGAAGGAAUCACUGAAACAGAAUGACAACAAAGAAAGUUCUGAUAAUUGGGAUGACCCACAGACAUUUAUGAUUGCCUUGGAAAAGUUUGAAUCUUGGAUCUUCUCCCGAAUUGUAGAGUCUGUGUGGUGGCAGACUUUGACUCCACAUAUGCAUCCAGCAGCUACUAAGGGUUCCAGCUCAAAGAAAGUUUAUGGAAGAAAGUAUGGUUCUAGUAAUCAUGAGCAGGGUAAUUUCUCUAUCGACCUCUGGAAGAAGGCUUUCAAAGACGCUUGCCAAAGACUUUGUCCUGCUCGAGCUGGUGGACAUGAAUGUGGCUGCUUGCCCAUACUGCCUCGCUUGGUUAUGGAGCAGUUGGUGGAUAGACUAGAUGUGGCAAUGUUCAAUGCUAUUCUUCGUGAAAAUGCUGAAGAGAUGCCAACGGAUCCUGUAUCUGACCCAAUAAGUGAUUCCAAGGUUCUCCCCAUUCCAGCUGGAAGAUCAAGCUUUGGGGCUGGAGCACAGCUAAAAAAUGCAAUCGGGAGUUGGUCCAGGUGCCUCACUGAUACAUUUGACAUUGAUGAUGCUUCAGACGAUAAGGAGGUGCAUGAUAAUGAAGAAAGACCGGAGUUUCAGACAUCCUUCAAGGCAUUCCGUCUUCUCAAUUCUCUGAGUGACCUCAUGAUGAUUCCAUUUGAAAUGCUAGCAGAUAAGUCAAUUAGAAAAGAGAUAUGCCCUACACUUGGUGCACCAUUGAUCAAGAUGGUCCUCUACAAUUUUGUCCCAGAUGAGUUUUGUCCUGACCCCAUUCCUGAAGCAGUUUUUGAGGCUCUGGAUUCAGAGGAUAACUCCGAGAAUGAGGAAGAAUCUGUUACAAGUUUCCCAUUCACUGCAAAUCCUACGUUCUAUUCUCCACCUUCAGCUGCUUCACAAACAGGCAUCAUAGGCGAGAUAGGAAAUCAGACUCUACUGAGAAGUGGAUCAUCAGUGCUUAGAAAGUCAUACACUAGUGAUGAUGAGCUUGACGAGUUGGAUUCCCCCAUUGCUUCUAUCAUGAAAGAUAGUUUCCAGGAAAAAAGAAAGGGUGAUGUUCAAGUAGUCAGAUAUCAACUACUCCGAGAAGUAUGGAAAGACAGUGAAUGAUAAUAGCCAUUUCUCGCAUAGAUCAUUCAUGUGUUUCACGCAACUGUGGGAGGUCAGUUAAUCUGUUUCUUAUACAAAUUGUGUAUUUAUAGAACCACAAUUUUUUCAAUUGUCAGUUGGUUCAAAGCUGUGAAUAUCAAGUUUAAAUCUGGGUUUUUUUAUUGGCUGAAUAGUCGAACUUCUUGAGUCCUUUGAACUGUUUAUAAAUGUUAAUAUUUUUAUUUGUAGCAUACAUAAAGUAACUUGAUUUGAAGCAUUA
Messenger RNA from Humulus lupulus (European hop), 3666 nucleotides. RefSeq lists its product as uncharacterized. Gene Ontology annotation, cellular component: nuclear pore. Lineage: Eukaryota; Viridiplantae; Streptophyta; Magnoliopsida; Rosales; Cannabaceae. The coding region runs from base 327 to 3407 and encodes 1026 amino acids. The record is from RefSeq and is a predicted model, not a curated record. The transcript is spliced from 9 exons.